This is a messenger RNA of Xiphias gladius (swordfish), 1277 nucleotides long. Its product is annotated as ubiquitin-conjugating enzyme E2 L3-like. The record is from RefSeq and is a predicted model, not a curated record. Bases 105 to 569 code for a protein of 154 amino acids. Lineage: Eukaryota; Metazoa; Chordata; Actinopteri; Istiophoriformes; Xiphiidae. The transcript has 4 exons.
GUGAGCCGGGACGCCGGUUGUCAGCCAUUUAAAACCAAAAUCAAAAGAAGCCCAGGAGGAACGGAAAGAAACAGGAAGAAGAAGAAGACGAGCUCGGUUCCACAAUGACUUCGACCAGGAGAUUAGGCAAGGAGCUUGAUGACAUCCGCAAAUCUGGGAUGAAGCAUUUCCGCAACAUUCAAGUGGAUGAAGCAAAUAUCUUGACCUGGCAAGGGCUCAUCGUUCCUGACUGUCCUCCAUAUGACAAAGGAGCAUUUCGGAUUGAGAUCAUCUUCCCCGCCGAGUACCCCUUCAAGCCGCCCAAGAUCACCUUCAAGACAAAAAUCUACCACCCCAACAUUGACGAGAAGGGUCAGGUCUGCCUGCCUAUCAUCAGUGUGGAGAACUGGAAGCCAGCGACAAGAACCUGCCAAGUGAUUCAGUGUCUCAUUGCUCUGGUGAACAUCCCUCAGCCCGAGCACCCACUGAGGGCAGACCUGGCAGAGGAAUACACUAAAGACCGCGCAAAAUUCAUGAAGAAUGCCGAGGAGUUCACAAAGAAACACAGUGAAAAGCGACCUGUGGACUGACGACACAACACUGACACUCACGGCUGUUGGCCUCCUUUCUGUUUCCUGUUGAAAGAGCUCACCCUGACUCUCUGUUCUUAUCUCCAAACCACACAGAGAUACCCUGUUCUCGCGUACCUGCAUUGUUUUAGCACUCUCCAAUCACUCCUUAAUAGAGGCUUGUGUUUCUGUUUCACUUUGCCAAAAAAAGAAAAGAAAAAAAAAAAAAGCAGGACUUUUUGGUGAAUAGACAGGCUCCGGCCUCUAGGUGUCACCUUUUGGUUUGUCAAUGACUUCUUUCUACUGAUUUCUUUUUAGAAAAAAAUAAGAAAAUUGUCAGAGGUGGCAUCCUGGAAAGUAAAAUGUCAGAAAAAAAUAAAAGUGCUGUUCUGCUUACUUAAAUGUUGAAUGUUUUCUCAGAUUAAUCAUUAGCUUAUGCAGACCUGUUUACAGAUUUUUUGUUAAGAUUGCACAGCAUCAAAUGCUGUUGUUUAUAUCUGUUGUCUCUCUCCUUUAUUUUCCUUUUGUUUCUUUUUUUCCCUAAAGAUGCACUGUACUCUGUGAAAUUACCUGUUGCAGUACAUGAAAAAAGUUUAUUGACUCAGAAUUCCACAUGUAAACAGAAAUUUAUGAUAAUGCAACAACAUUCAUGCAUCCUUUGAAAUGUCUUUGUAUUUUGAGAUGUUGGAGAAAAAAAAAAAUCCCUAAUAAUUAAAAUCCUUCCACCUC